Molecule: messenger RNA, 2172 nt
Organism: Clonostachys rhizophaga
Lineage: Eukaryota; Fungi; Ascomycota; Sordariomycetes; Hypocreales; Bionectriaceae
Source: the annotation of a GenBank genome assembly
AUGUUCUUGAGCUACUUCGGUCUUGGUGCGGCGUCAACUAUUGCGACAAAUUCCUAUGGACCUAUUAAUGAUACUGAUCUAUCAAACGCUCAAGUGGAAAAGUAAGUGUCUUCUCGCGGGACCAAUAUCCAGGUGUUGCAACUUCACUCACAAAACCGGCUAGAGUCAAUGCCACCCCUCUCAACGACAAUAGCCCUGAAGGGUUUUUACUCCUAUUGAACCUAUUCCAUCCCUUGAGGGAUGCCUUGCGGGAGACUGAUCCAUUAUACAUCACUCCUUUUGGUAUAUCCAGCGCCUGCCAGUACGCAACCGAGUUCCAACUCAUCGGAGACCAGCUGCAUGCGGGCAAACACAUAGUUUCCACCGAGCCCGGCAUACAGAGUCAGCCAUUAUUAGGGGGGUCCUCGAAUGGAACUAUCGCCAGUGGAUUCGUCCGGGAUGGCGAUGAACUGCAAUGGUUCAGUUCGGAUUUUGCAUCUCCUACAGCUCUCUUUUGUCUAUCCAAUUCAAACGUUGUUUUUGCCGUCUUCGAUACCUCUAGGCUAUCCAACGAGUGCAUUCGAAUUCGCCUUGGACUAGUUCCUCGUAAGCAUGACCAUUCUGAAAUGUUCUCGUGGAAUUUUCUAACGCAAUACAGUGUCUCGAUGCUUGCAGAAACGUCCAGUUACUACCGCCUCCGUAUCACAGACACAACUAGGGGCUAGAGAUGCGAAGCCAUCAGCGCAUAUAAUUACUCAUCCUUUGGAGGCCCGCAGUAUAGAGGGCAAUAGCUGCCCAGAUUUUCGUGGAGCCUAUUUGAUUAUUCCUUUCGGGUCAUCAGGGGAGCUGGGACUCCCCGGGCCUAGUCCACCAGGACAGCCAGUCAACAGCUACGAAAGUCCAGCCAGUCGUCUCAGCUCUGGCUCCCAAGGGCUCGGUGAAGAUGGAAGUCCCAGGGCACCAGACUCAGCAGUAUUUCCUUUGAGACAAGGUCAACCGGCAAUUCCUGGUUCAAGGGAGCAAAUCGCCAAGGCCGAGAGCCCUAGCUCACCAGAUUCAUCUAGAUUAUCGGCAGUACAAGGAACUUCAACACCGCAAAGCGUACAAGUUAUCCAAGUGUUACAGGGCACACCGGGUGAACCAGGAAAAGACGGGGCUCCAGGCAGAGACGGCAGAGAUGGCAAAAAUGGUCUACCAGGUAAAGAUGGUGCACCAGGAAGGGACGGAGCCCCAGGCAGAGACGGCAAAAACGGUACAGCGGGCAGAGAUGGUACACCAGGGCGGGAUGGUAGAACCGGUACAGCAGGUAGAGAUGGUAUGCCAGGAAGGGACGGAGCCCCAGGCAGAGAUGGCAAAAACGGUACACCGGGCAGAGAUGGUGCACCAGGUAGAGAUGGUCAAAAAGGGGAACCGGGGCCACAAGGCUUACAAGGUCUCCCAGGCGCAAAAGGAGACCAAGGUGCUAAAGGAGACCAAGGUGCUAAAGGAGAUCAAGGCGGCCCGGGACCACAAGGUCAGAAAGGCGAGAAGGGAGAGCAAGGUCUCCAAGGCCAACAAGGAGUCCCCGGUGAGCAAGGCUUAAAAGGCGAACCGGGUUCGCAAGGUUUGCAAGGUCUCCCAGGCGAGAAGGGAGAUCAAGGUGACCCAGGACUACAAGGCCAGCAAGGCGAGAAGGGGGAGCAAGGAGAGCCUGGGUUGCAAGGCUUACCAGGUGAAUCGGGACCCCAGGGCCUCCAAGGCCUCCAAGGAGAAGCUGGACCACAGGGGCCUCAAGGUAUACCAGGCAAUCAAGGGCAACAAGGCGCGCAGGGCAUAGAAGGCCCCCAAGGACCGAAAGGUGAUUCAGCCGGAUACACAACAAACUAUGGCUAUCUCGGUUGUUACCUUGCCAGUCAAGAUGACAAGUACGGGCUAGACCCCGUUACGGGUCAGACUGUACUCACAUCACUCGACGACUGCGCAGCCUUCUGUGCUGGGCAACCUGGUGGCCCGACCCUUUACCUCUCUCUUGGCACAAGUGGGACGGGGCAGUCGAUUUGUACAUGCGGAAACGUGCUCAAUGCCUUCCAAUAUACCCAUCUCGGUAUUAACUACCAGUGUUCCACUCCUUGUAAUGUGGUUACUGGCCCGGAAGCCAAUUGUGGUGGGGAAUACGGCGAUUAUCCUGUGGUUUCACUCUUUGGCCGAAUAUAG